AUGGCGAACAACUCUUUGUCGCGCAGAUCUAACAUUGAUUCCACACUUAAUGCUAUUCGCCUCUAUGAGGUCAUCAUCUGGACCGAAAAAACCGAAACGAAAGACAGGAAGCCGAUCUUGAGUAUGGUCGACGAGCACUUUGCAUCCUUCGAGGGCCGCGUUUCGAUCCAGCUCUCGGUCAAGAAAGACAGAAUGGACGGCAUCGACCAUAUCCCCAUCGACCAUAUCCCCAUCGACCAUAUCAUUGUGCUUUGGGGUCACGAUAAGAAUGAUCAGGGAGAACUGGGCCAUAUCGAAGACGCAUUCAAACACCAAGUUUACACGAGAAUAGCUAAUGUCUUCCACUCGUCCAGAAACGACAGAGGACAUUUGAUUCAGAAACCUCUGUCAUACCUGCGUCUUCAGUCUGUCAAUCUUGUGCCAGGCAACCCAGAGCAUCACUUUUUAGAAAAACUCCAAUUCUUACUGCAGGAUCUCAUUCCUCCUGCAUCAUCAACCAGCCCGAUUGGUCACGAAUUACAGAGGAGAAUUAUUGGCAAAUGCAAGAACGCGCCUACACAUCAGGAGCCGGAGAAUGCUAAACCUGUGUCAGUCGAUCAAGGUGGAUUUAUCCCCCUAUUUUAUGUCAUGCACCCAAAGCUCGAUCCCACGCAAGAUCGUCAACUGCGUUGCGAGGUCUCUGUCUCUCCCGGUCUGGAACACGUUACGGUUUUGUGUAACCCUGUCCGAAGCAUAUUUGGUGAGCUCCUCCUUGGCUCUGAUUGGGCAAGAGACGUCAGCACUAUACGAUCGAUGCUUGUGGGCCUUGAGGUCACUCGUAUCUACGACCCCAAGGUAACACAGGGUCCCAGAUGCCGCAUCUGGGAUAUCCGGAAUCCUGACAAGGUCCGAUGGUUCCAAGUGAACGGGAAAGGUCCCUACAUCUCUGUCGAGACAUAUUUCAACGAACAUCUUGGACAAUCACUCCUUUACCCUGGAUACCCGUACGCCCAGAUAGGACCCAAAGCAUGGGUCCCUCUUGAGAAGCUUACCACUUGUGGAGAUCAAUUGUUACGCUGUCCAGGCCUAAUGAAUGAACGCAUCACUUCCUUGAUCAGGGAUACUCCGUGCCUCGAAAACGUAAAAGAGCAACAAAACAUGCUGGGGCAUGUCUUUGGCUGCCUUAGGAAGACUGGGCAGUGGAAGCAUUCGAUCCCUCAUUCACCUUCUUUCACGCCAAGAUUGACACCUGCGUCGAACAGCCCUUUUGGAGAAAAGAAGUCUGUUACACGAGCGCAAUUGCCAGUUGGAGCCGGCAACGUAACGAUCAAGGCAGGUAUUCUGUACGUAGCAUCGAAUUUCCCAGGAACUGAUCACGAUGCGUUCAUCAGAUCACUUUCAGGCAGGCUCUUCAGCAACAAUCAAAUCGGGGAGGCUGAUCCGAUUGUCAGGAUUGAUCCAGACUUUAGGGGACACAUACUUACGAUGACAGAUACGAAGCAACUCACCAAUACAGAGUGGAUGACAAAAACGAAGGUGCCAGACUUGGAGCUUUUCAGAACCAAACGCCCAAAUAGCAUCAUUGCCGUCGUCGACCAAACAGGGAGAAGUCCUCAGGAUUACCUAGACAUUUGUGCAGAUUUGCAGGAAUUUGGCAACAGGAAACUCGGUGCUGUGAUCAUCUGCGUAUGCAGAAGAACAGUCGAAGCGCAGCUCAUCCGGCACAAGGAGAACGCAGAGCACUUUCCCCAUCUCUUGUUACAGCGUCUGCGUGCUAUGCAUGGCGAAGCAAAUUUCAAGAGAGAACCGUGUCAAGGUCUUUCAGUACAACCGACCUCUGAGAAAGCACCUUUGUUAGUCCUUGGCGGGUACCUAUCCCAUCCGCCUGCUGACUCGGCCAAACAUUGUCCCUCUGUCGCUACACUUGUAGCAAACCUGGACUUGGCCAUGGUGAAUUGGCCAGGCGAAGCACGAUUGCAACCAGCAUGGGAAGACCCCAUGACCGUAAGAAACGACCCCAAGCAAUGUCUACCAGCAGAGAUGCGCGACCUUGAAGAAAUGGUAGCUAGUCGCCUAGAUGCAUGGACUUUCGGUAAGCCAAGAAUUGUGUUUUAUCCUCACGGCCUCGACGGCUGCCCUAAGGACAUCACCAAAGACAUUGUCCAAGCCGAACACAAAGCUAUUAGGGAAGCCAUGACAAAGCAAUGGCAAGGGCCAGUGGAUUUGACAUACAUUCUGGUCCAUCACAAGCAAACCUACCCGUUGGGUUUCGUGAAGUCAGCAGGGACGGUAACUGGAAGUUUGGACAUGGAAAGUUCCAACAAGUACGAUUAUGACGUCAUGUAUACCUCCAGCAGCGAGAACACCAUGAUCUGUUCAGAGCUCCAGCAUUUGACCAGGAACUUGAAUCAGAGCUACCAACAGAGCAACAACGGAACAAUUGCAAUCGUGUUGCCUGUUCACUACGCCAAAAAGCUCGCCUCUCGUACCUUCGAAUACAUCCGCUUUGCCAAGACGAACAGAUUCGACGCGGUGCCAUCUGAGCAACACCGCUUGUACUUUGCAGGAAACCAAGCGGAACUAGGGAUGUGUCAGAUGUUGAAUAACUAUCUUCUGGGAUUCAAAUCGCCCAUUGUGAGCAUGCAAGCCACCGCCCCCACCGCCCAAGUGCCACCUCCGCGCCGCAAGAACCCUUGGCACCCGGAUCUCGACAAGAAAAUGUUCUACCUCUAA
Messenger RNA from Parastagonospora nodorum SN15, 2712 nucleotides. RefSeq lists its product as hypothetical. NCBI's taxonomy places the organism in Eukaryota, Fungi, Ascomycota, Dothideomycetes, Pleosporales, Phaeosphaeriaceae. The transcript is spliced from 4 exons. Gene Ontology annotation, molecular function: protein binding; nucleic acid binding. Bases 1 to 2712 code for a protein of 903 amino acids. The record is from RefSeq and is a predicted model, not a curated record.